GUUUUGCCUGCGUGAGGACGGUCGACGUCCUCCGUAAUGCCGUGCUUGUAGACCGUCGCCAUGUUGUAGUGCUGCAUUUCAUGGUCGAAUCCGAUGGUGUAAUAACUUUUUUUUUUUACGUAUAUGUUUUAUGGUUUUUAACGGAAUCCAGUUUGAUUUAAAAAGAAAUCCAUUCUUCCGCAGCGAUAGACAGAGUGAGUUCAGCAAGGGCGGAGUAGCGGCAGAAUUCGGAGUCAUCUUGCUGCCGCGUCUAACAUCUGUCCGGGGAAGUCGCAGACAUGAUCAUAGAGGAUUUUGAGGCGUUGAAACAUUGGUUGUCAAAGACUCUAGAGCCGAUUUGUGAUGCUGACCCAUCAGCUCUUGCAAAAUAUGUACUUGCAUUAGUGAAGAAAGACAAAAGUGACCGAGAGCUAAAUGCUUUAUGCAUUGACCAACUUGAUGUAUUUCUACAAAAAGAGACACAGGGCUUUGUUGACAAACUGUUUGAUGCCAUAAACACCAAGAGUUAUCUUCCACAACCUGAUAGCACCUCAACAGCUGUUGUGAAAUUGGACUCAUUUGAACAUCAAGAAAAAGAAAUCAAGAAAGAUGAGGUAAACAAAGAAGAAGAAAAAGAAAAGAAGGCACCUAGGAGAUUAAACCAAAGCCCUCAGCCUUCUAGCACCCGUCACAAAGAUACCAGGGAAAACAGAAAAAGAAGUAACUCCGAUCGAGAAAGCAACUCCAUACAAAAUUCCUUUAGAUCAGGACUCCCAGAGCAGAAGCAGGAUGUAGAUGCAGCACCGCCACGUUUAAAUAGUAACAAAGUUCAGAAUGCAAAAAACACAAGGAGUAGAGAUGAUCGAAAGAGAGAUGAUCGUUUUCGUAAAAGGGAGUAUGACAGGAAUGUACCUCGGAGAGAUUCGUACAGAGAUCGGUAUAACAGACGUAGAGGUAGAAGUCGCAGUUACAGCAGAAGCCGAAGUCGCAGCUGGAGUAAGGAGAGGCAGCGUGAUAGAGACAGGAGUCGUAGCAGAACAAGAAGUAGAGACAAGGAUUCUGGAAAGCCAAAGUUUGAUCUUGAUAGACCAGAUCCAGUAGACAACAGUUAUGCAUCAGGAUCUUCUGUUCCUCACAUUGGAUCUGCACAUUUUCCAGUUCCAACUCUAAGCAGUACAAUUACAGUAAUUACUCCAUCCCAUCAUGGCAACAGCUCAGCUGAAAACUGGCCAGAAUUUCAUGAAGAUCAAGUGGACCACAGUAGUUAUGGCAGACUACAGAUGCAGAAAAAACGAUGCAGAGACUAUGAUGAAAAGGGAUUUUGCAUGAGAGGGGAUAUGUGUCCUUUUGAUCAUGGUAGCGAUCCAGUUGUUGUCGAAGAUGUAAACCUACCUGGAAUACUACCAUUCCCGGCACCGCCUCCUGUCUUAGAAGGACCUCCUCCACCAGGCCUUCCUCCCCCACCAUCUCUUUUAACACCUCCCCCUGUAAACUUGCAACCUCCUCCUGUUCCGCCACCUGGUCCACUUCCUCCCAGCCUUCCGCCUGUCACAGGACCACCACCACCUCUUCCACCUUUGCAACCGGCUGGUAUGGAUGCUCCCCCUAAUUCUGCAACCAGUUCAGUUCCUACCGUUGUCACUACAGGCAUUCUUCAUCCACCUCCUGUGCCACCUUCUUCUCUCUUCCCAUCCGCAGCAGCAGCAGGGCCCAUUCCUUUGUUUCCAGAGACAUAUGAAGCAGAUGGGUAUAAUCCAGAAGCACCAAGCAUGACUACUACAUCAAGACCUCUAUACCGCCAUCGUGUACAUGCUCAAAGACCUAAUUUGAUUGGCCUAACUUCAGGAGAUAUGGAUUUGCCUACUCCACGAGAGAAAAACAAUAUGAGGAUAGUUGUGGAUUCUGAGUCUCGGAAAAGAAAUCUUGGAUCAGGGGAUUGUGUUUUACCUUCCAAAAAACCAUGGUUUGACAAAUCAAACUUCAACAACAGAAUGAAUCCUGGCUUUCAGAAAAAGCCCCUGUUUCCAAAUGAAAACACUAAACUUGAAUUAAGAAGAAUUCCACCCGAACUUAACAACAUCAGCAAACUUAAUGAACAUUUCAGUAAAUUUGGAACCAUAGUGAAUCUGCAGGUUGCUUACAAGGGGGACCCAGAAGGUGCUCUUAUUCAAUUUGCUACUCAUGGAGAAGCAAAGAAAGCAAUAUCUAGCACAGAAGCUGUGUUAAAUAACAGGUUUAUUAGGAUGUACUGGCACAGAGAAGGCUCUUCUCAGCAAUUACAGACUCCAGGCUUGCCAAAGGUUGUACAUCUGACAGUUCCACAACAACCCAAUUUAUCAGUCAUGAAGCAAUCUAUAAAGGAGCGUCUAGGACCAGUUCCAGCAAACAAUUCCGAGCCAUCUGUGGCCCAGAAUAUUAACACAGAGACCACUCAGAAUAUAGCCAAAGUACCUGUUAAAGAGAGAUUGGGUUAUAUGUCCAAAACUGUUUCUGCAGCUACAGAAAAGGUUUUUUCCACAUCUACAGGACUCACAAAAACAGUUUACAACCCUGCAGCUUUAAAGGCAAUGCAAAAAUCAGUUUUGUAUCCUAUUUGCAAUGAUAACGGUGAUGCACAGAAAAAAAAACAGGAAGCUCUAAAACUUCAGCAAGAUGUAAGGAAGAAAAAGCAGGAGAUACUAGAGAAACGCAUAGAAACACAAAAGAUUCUUAUAUCAAAGCUAGAGAAAAAUAAGAAUAUGAAGUCUGAAGACAAAGCGGAAAUUUUGAAAACACUGGAGACUUUGACUAACAGUAUUACAAAAUUAAGGGAUGAACUGAAAGCAGUUUCUUCAACAGGCAAUGUCGUAAAGAAUAAUAAAAGCAAAGCUCAGAUGCAAAAAGAACUUUUGGACACAGAGCUGGACUUGUACAACAAAAUUCAAGCUGGGGAUGAUGUUACAGAACUACGAAAGAAGUAUACUGAGCUGCAGCUUGACGCUGCAAAGCGUGGCAUUCUGUCAUCUGGGCGUGGCCGAGGAGUUCAUUUGAGAGGACGAGGUGUGAUAAGGGGAAGAGGUCGGGUAUUGCAUGGCAGAGGUAGAGGAGCAUCUGUACAUGCCGUGGUGGAUCAUCGCCCAAGAGCCUUAAAGAUAUCUGGUUUUACUGAAGGCGACAGGGAAUAUCUUUUGCCCCACUUUGCACAUUUUGGUGAAAUAGAAGACUGCCAGAUAGACGACUCUUCACUUCAUGCAAUAAUAACAUUCAAGACUAGAGCAGAAGCAGAAGCUGCUGCAGUUCAUGGGGCACAAUUCAAAGGGCAGGAUUUAAAGCUAGCGUGGAACAAACCAGUGCCAAAUGCAUCUAGUACUGAAGUAGAAGAUGCUGAUCAAGAAGAGGAAGAAUUUCAGGAAGACUCCAUAGUAGAUGACUCCUUGCUUCAAGAUGAUGAUGAAGAAGAAGAGGAUGAUAAUGAGUCCCGUUCUUGGAGGAGAUGAGCUAUCUUAUCUGGUCACUGGGCAUCAGUUGUUGGGUCAUGCCUUCCUGUAUUUUUGUGAAGAAAUGAUGUGGACUCUUAGGUUGAAAGCCUUCUGAUUUGUCAUUUCAGUUAAUGAUUGCACAAUGCAUCAUGCUAUAUACAUAUGCAAUGUUUUUAUCCUGCACACUGUUUGCCAGAUGUGAAUUUUUUUUUUUUUGGUUUCUUUGAAAUGUAAGAAAUUUCAACUGAAAUUCAAAUUUGUGUCCUUAUAACAAAUUGAAAGUUUGCUUUAUAGCUAUGAACAUGUUCAGUCAUAAGUAGAUGAGUACUAAACAAGGUUUUCUGAUGUUAUGUACAUAAUACAUAUUGUUAUGCAUAGGCUUUACUAUGUAGUAGCCUUUUUGUUCAUUUUUGUACAUAUUUUAAGUAUGGGUUUUAAUAACAUUGUAUGACUGCUUUGCAUUUAAGUCCCUGUGACUUUAAGAUGUUGAAAAAAAAAUAAACGGUGGAAUGGUCUAAAAAAGUAAACAUAAAAGAAAAAACGCAAUACAAUUUUGUUUGUAGCUAAAGUGAGUAAAAGAUAAAAAAAAAAUUAAAAAAAAUAAAGCCAUUCCAAUGGAAAACCACCUUACCCCAUGUAUUCAUAAAAUAGAUUUUUACACUCUGA
This is a messenger RNA of Xenopus laevis (African clawed frog), 4103 nucleotides long. It is a transcript of the gene rbm26.S, whose product is annotated as RNA binding motif protein 26 S homeolog. Gene Ontology annotation, molecular function: nucleic acid binding; RNA binding; metal ion binding. The coding region runs from base 279 to 3455 and encodes 1058 amino acids. NCBI's taxonomy places the organism in Eukaryota, Metazoa, Chordata, Amphibia, Anura, Pipidae. The transcript has 23 exons. The record is from RefSeq and is a predicted model, not a curated record. Gene Ontology annotation, cellular component: nucleus; nucleoplasm.